AUGUUAGCUCUAUUUACACACAGUUGUCGUGAAACGGGUCGACGGGUUAUGCCGUCACGUCAUGUUAUGCAACGUCUGGUUUCCCCCGCGGCCGUUUCUUAUGUCCAGGGACAGUCACCAUCUCCAAAAGUUCGAGAGUACUUUUAUUACAUUGAUCACCAAGGACAGGUAAUAACCACUCAUGAUCACAGUUUUUGUUGUGUGUCAGUUGUGUUUUCCCAGCUUAACGUUUUACCCCCUUGACCUAACCCAGCUGGUGGAGGGGGGGAAUGGGUACUAGCGGGAAGGGCCGCCCCUACCAAACCCCUCAGUCCGUCACAGAUGGACACUUGGGUUGAUGAUGUGUAUCCAGAGUCGUUCUUUUGCAUCCCAUGUGAAUAAAGUCAGUAAAGGUGUUGUGACAUAUGGCUAGAGCUGUCACUAGGCUACGGGCACUUACCAUUUGUCAGAAACAACCUCUUAUGCAGGGGCGGAUCCAGGAUUUUUUUUAGGAGGGGGUGCACUCGUCUCUUGCUCUACUUCAACACCAAUAAACCACAUAGUUUUUUUGGGGGGGCAGAAUACCAGUUGUAUUAGAAAAUGGCAGGUCAUCUCAGGAGGAGGGGGGUUGCGCACCCCCUGCACCCUCCCCCUAGAUCCGCCCCUGUUAUGAAUUUCUGUCAGACCUCAACUGAUGACAGGUUCUUAAAAUUAGGUUCUGAUCUGUGAUUUUUAACAGUACUGACAUUGAAUCAGAUUCAACUUCAAACAGCCUUAGCCUGCGUCACAGACAGAACUAAAUAUCUACAAAGUCCUUCUGCAAAAAAGCACUGAAAUCCUUGUUCUGGGCCCUCACCUGUUUACCAGUGUUUGUUUAUGCACCAUGAUUGGCUCAUUACAAAAGCCAUUGUGGAAUUGCAAUCAGAUUUAAGAGAAAUUUGAAAUGCAUUUCCAGUAAUUCCUUGAGUCUGCUUAUGGCCCAGAACUAGGAUAUUGGCGUUGCUUUAUAGACGUUACCAACUGGCAUUAGAUUACAUCUGCGAUGCAGGCUAAUUACUGAAAUUACUGGCUUAUUACUGAAAACAGUGCUUGAAGAGAUUAAGAAUGGCAUGUUCUGGACUCCUCUACAAUGCAGCAACACCUCUCAUUCACAGACAUUUCAUUUAAUUUUCCAAAGAUGUCCAAAUUCAACAACUUCAUACAAUCCUUACCUAAAAACCCCUACCUCUGUAAUUAAUAUGGGAAUCUAUGUAGAUGUCCAUAUGGCUUUGCCACUUUGGAGUCAGUAUUAAUAAAGUUUGAUCAUUACUAAAUAAUAUGCUGAAGUAUUUGAAGCUUGAAGGUAUAAUAUGUAUAAUAUCCAAUGAUAAAGUUGAUCAUUUUUUUUUUCUACAUAUCUUUCAGUUAUUCCUUGAUGACACCAAAGUAAAGAACUUUAUUACCUGCUUUAAAGGUACAUGUACAAGUCAGUUUGUAUGCAUAAAAGUAGUCCAUGUUGCAGAUGUAACCUACCCCUGGUUACCAUGUCUGCAAAGCAGUACCAAGAUCCUUGUUUUGGGUCCCUAAUGGAUUCAAUGAAUUACCAGCUGUGCUUUUUGAAUUUCCCCUUCAACCUGAUUUCAGUGGCGGAUCCAGGGGAGAGGCCCACCCCCCCCUUAUUUUUGGACCAAACUGAGGCCCAAAGGGGCAAAAAAAUUCUUUUGGGAGACAGGCCCCCCCUCCCCCCCUUAUCUUAGGGUCUGGAUGACCGGGCCCCCUGCUUAUUUCAAUGUCUGGAUCUGGCACUGGAUUAGCCAAUUGAACCAUGGCUUUUUUUAUCAAGCCAGCCGUGGUGUGGAAUCAAAUCCUGGUACACGGCUAGGGCAAAGAACAAGAAUUUCAGCACCAGCUCACAGAUGAACUUAACAGGAGGUCUAGUUUUGUCUUUAAUGCUGUCUAUCAUAAAAUUAUUAGCAACAUAUCUCAUGUAUUUUCCACAGCCUUAUAUUAUUUUAAAACUGAUAAUUAUAACUGAGUUCACCAUUUCUUUGAAUUUUUAGACAAACAGUUUCUCAAGUUUUUCUUCAAGAGAUUAAAACAAAACCAGACAACAAGAUACACAGAGGAUUUCCCAUUUGUUUCCCCGUGUGGCAAGGAAAUGAACUACAUUCGCUGUGAUGAUUUACCAGUUGUUUUUGCAACAAUCAUCGAAGAUUCUGAUGUCAGUGCUAACCAGUCUCCAGGAUUGUUAACUUACAGUGGUAUUGGCGAUAAUUUAACAUUUCCAUUUCAACCAGAAAAGAUCUGUAUGCUACCAGAGAGUGGGAGAAUUUAUCAUCCAGGUCCUGAGAAAGUUGGUGGUGUUGCGCUCAUCAAGUCCAGCCUUGCCAUCGAAUUGAGCCCUUAUUUUGAGUACAGGAAGGGAAACCAAGAUAGUGACCCACCGACACAUUUCAAUUGGAAGGGAAUAUGUCAUGAGUUGGACAAUUCUAUGUGGAAAUGUCUCAGAUCAGCCGAGGUUGACGAGCUAAUUAAGAGAACAACUAAUUAA
Messenger RNA from Porites evermanni, 2509 nucleotides. Lineage: Eukaryota; Metazoa; Cnidaria; Anthozoa; Scleractinia; Poritidae. The record is from the annotation of a GenBank genome assembly.